This is a messenger RNA of Juglans microcarpa x Juglans regia, 5357 nucleotides long. Its product is annotated as integrator complex subunit 3 homolog. Lineage: Eukaryota; Viridiplantae; Streptophyta; Magnoliopsida; Fagales; Juglandaceae. Gene Ontology annotation, cellular component: cytoplasm. The transcript is spliced from 4 exons. The record is from RefSeq and is a predicted model, not a curated record. Bases 656 to 3604 code for a protein of 982 amino acids.
CUUACAGAUCAAGCAACCCAGCCUUGCAAAACUGGGAGCAACUCAUGCAAACUCUGUUUCUUUCUUUUCGUCAUUGUCUCUCUCUGUCCUUCUCUCUUAUCUUCUCUGUAAUUUUUAUUUUUCGUCGCCCCUCCCCACUCCGUCCAUCUCUGCCUCGCCGGCCGGUAAGUCUCUCUUGUCCGUCUCCACAUUCGUCUACCUGUCCCUCUUGGAUUCUCUCAUCACUCUCUCCAUCUCUCUCAGUUCGCUCUCUCUCUUCUCCCUGUUGUGCCGCCGCCGCCAUCCAAGCCCUACACUACGAGCAAGCCGUCCCUCCCUUCGCCACCAAUACACCUCUGUUUAUCUCUCUUCUCUGUACACGAAGCUGCAACCCGUAGCGGCUUCACACCACCGUCGUCCUCCGCUCCACACCACUGUUUCCCGCACCUCGGUCUCUACCCUGCAGUCGCCACCUUUCACGCCUCGCACUCCGUCCAGCCAGAGCACGUUUCCGUUGUUAACACGUCGUAUCCCACCGCUGGCUGCCACACCACGUCCAGCCGUACCGCCUCAUUCUAUCGAACAUCCUUCGCGCAACACCAUUCGCCCACACAUCCGACCGACUACUCUCCGAGUUGGGUUAAAGAGUUCACCCCGAGUACGGGGCGUGACACACAUGGCCUCAAAUCUCAUCCGAGUCCCUUCCUAUGGAGCCGAGAACCAGACAGAACUCUCUCUAAGGCAAGCCUUUGAGCUUCUGGAACCUAAACUAAGACCCCCAUUUGCAUUAACAAUCCCAGACCAGCAAGAAUAUGACCAGCUCAACCGGGCCAUUGUUUACGGGUUUUUAUGCGAACCCCAUAAUGCAAAAACCCAUAUUAAGCACUUACAUGCACUUGUCACUGAUGGAUAUGCCUUAUUUGUCCAUUUGCUUGUCAAGGUUGUUCAAGAAUUGUACACAAAACUUGUUGAGUCGGUGAAAAAACAGUUGGUUUGGGUUGCUAAGGAGAUGAUUGAUGUCUCCGGGGUAGGGGUUGAUGGACUUUUGGUGUGCUUACUGAGGCAAAUUGUUGGUGGAGAUUUUUCUGAGGGGAAUCUGUGGCUGUGCUCUGAGUUGGUGAGAAUCUUUUUGGCCAAAUGGGAUUGCUUAUUAGAAGCGGAACCACUAGUUCUUACUAGUGCUUUAUACACGUAUCUUCGGUUAUUGGCUGAUCAUUGUAUGUUAGUGAAUAAUGCGAAUUUAGAGGCAUUGAAGCAGUUGGAGAUUGAUUUUUGUGUCAAAGUAUUGAGGGAGCAGUUUCAUUUGUGUUUGAGAAUUGGGAGGGAUUUUAUUAGAGUUCUUCAAGAUUUGGUACACGUGCCCGAGUUUAGAGCUAUAUGGAAAGAUUUAGUAUUGAACCCAAGCAAGUUUAAGACUCCAGGCUUUUCUGAUAUUUCGCAGUUCUAUCACACAAGGACUUCAAGUCGGUAUUCUUUACUUAGGAUUACCCCAGAAAUGGAGACCCAAUUGCGGUUUUUACUCACACAUGUAAAGUUAGGGAGUCAGUGGCGACACCUGGAAUGGUUUGCUAAGAAGUUUCUAUGUGGGGCGGAGAGAGAGACUCUUUUGAGUGACAUUGUUCGGUUUAUAUGUUGUGCACACCACCCAACUAAUGAAAUUAUUCAGUCAGAUGUUGUUCCGAGAUGGGCAGUUAUUGGUUGGCUUAUGAGACUUUGUAGGAAAAAUCAUGUUGGAGCCAAUAUGAAGCUGGCUUUAUUUUAUGAUUGGCUCUUUUUUGAUGAAAGAGUGGAUAAUAUUAUGAACAUUGAACCUGCAAUGCUACUGAUGGUAUAUUCCAUUCCCAGAUACAUUGACAUGACUCACACCCUUCUCGAAUUUUUGUUUCUUGUCAUAGACAGCUAUGAUUUACAACAUAAUGACAUUAUAGUUAGGGGUGUAUCAUCAGCUUUCAGUGUGCUUCUUAGGAAAGGAGUAAUUCAGUCUUUGGAUGUUUUGACUUCUAGUGAUGCAAUUUCUCCUUUUCUGAGGGAGAGGCUUGGAAGGUUUUUGUCUGGUAGGAAAAUGGGAUUUAAAGACCUGCAGCCAGAAAAUUUUCCUCACAACUUUUUGACACCUCUGAGCUUGCCAAACUCAUCCUGUGUGGAAACUGUGGCACCAUCACUGAAAGGGCAACUUACCUGCACCCAGGAAGAUGGGUUUGCCACCAAACCUGUUGAUUCUUCUGUUCCAUCCAUUGUGACUAGUGAACACCAAGUUGUUUCUGCGGAGAAUUUAGUUCAAAAUUUUGGGGAAAAGAUUAAGAAGUCGUGUGUAGUAGGCCAUCAGACCUUGGAGGAGGAAUUAUAUUCAUUACUGAAUCUUAACAAUCAAAAAACAAUGAGCGGUACAAUAUGCAAUGAAGUUUUAUCUUCUACAAUAUCAAAGGAAUUUGAGUUGAAUGGUUAUAAAAUAUUUUCUUUACUUCAAUAUCUUCCAGAUAAUCUUGACUGUGAUGAUGAAAUAGGGUCUGCCACUGCCUUACUUAUUCGUGCCUGUAUAUUUUCUCAACCUAAGAUGCAGGACAUGCUUCUAUCCUGGUCAAGGAAUGGCUUUUCUGUGGGAGCACGAUUACUAUCUUAUGCAUCAAGACUAGCCUAUGAGGCAUCCAUGGCAGAUUGUUUGGGAGAUACAAUGGUCGAUAAAGAUUCUGCUAAAAGAAGUGAUUUACCUUUAUUGAUCUUUCAUAUUGAUGGGUAUAUUUCUUUUCUGCAAGGUGAAAAGGAGAGUUCUUUCUCAACUCUUGUUUCUACUGCAAAGAUAGACAAUAAGGUAGUCUCACAGUUGGUAAAUAGUGCUUUUGCUGCUUACAGAGGUUUUCUUGAGUGUUCAAGGACUAUGUUACAUAAAGAUGAUGAUGCAUCUCUGACAAAGCUCCUCAUUUCUGACUUAAUGUCUUGUGCUGAAUGGGGGAGGAAAAGAUUGAAAAGUUUGUUCUGCGGCGUCUUUCAUCAUCUUCCUGAUUUGUCCAUUGGUAAGGAAGACAUGAUCAAGUUACUUGUUAGUCGGUUGGAUCACACCGGUCUGGUUGAUAUACAAUUUGAAAUUGGCUUGAAAAAACUCUCUGUAUUUGGUGAGAACACCAAAACCAUUUUGCACUUAAUAGAGAGCUCUCUUGAUUGGAGCUGUUUGGAGCAACGUAAUUUCUGGGGGUUGAUUAGAUCGGAGCUUGCUGCUUCCAAGGUUCAACUAGAGAAGGUGAUUUUGGAGUUUUUCUGCUCAGAUGAACUGGAUGCUAAAAGAGUUGCCAUUGCAGUUGAAGGCCUUCUGACACUAUGCUGCUGUCGUGCACCCACUCCUGAGCUUGUUGGGGCAAUCAUGUUAUUACCUAGUAAUGUGUUCCAGGAUUUUGCUGCUGCUGUUUUAGCAACAUGGGUUGUGUCUAAUGCCACGAUGCUAUUUGAUAGCUUAGCUGAUUUUUCUGAGAAAUUUGAUAUCAAGACUAGGGAUUCUAAUCUUCCCAAUUCGGCUGGGAUUGUGGUGAAUCAUUCUGCCAUUUUAUGGUUAUUCAAUAAUUUUGAUCCAAAAGGGAUGAAUGGCUCUGAUAUUUUGAGAAAACUCUCCCUAGAUAUUCCGGACAAAAAGUAGUGCAGCAGUUCUGAAGAAUAGUUGAGAAUGCCCUUUUUUAAUCAAAAGAUGAGCCAGAGUGCCCUGCUCUCUACUGAUAUUCCCAACCUCAACAAGAUCAAAUGUUCUGUUAAUAUUUGCUGAGUAGCUAUAUUUGCCAAGCUUCUGUAAAUGCUCCCAAUAGUAUGCUGUUUCAUGCCAAACUAUGGAGAGAAGCCUUUUCCUGGAACUGGAAAGAGUAAUAAUGCCACAACAAGCAGAAUUUCCUGUGGGCUACAUAACUGCUCUUUCUGUGGGACGUAAAAGUUACACUUAAGUAAAUCCAGCAGCUAGCUGGAGCUUUAAGUUUCACGUAGUUCUGAUGUUCCUUGAAGAGAUUGGCGAUCAUGGAGAAUAUAAUGGCAGCUGCAAUGGUCACUUGAAGGCUUCUCUUGGAAGAACCUGAGAUAGUAUGUAUAACCUUUAUUCUUAAGCAAACACUUUUCACCUGAAGUUCAAUCAACCAGAUUUCUUGGAUUUGGGAGUUAUGGGUUGUUUAUGACUUCUUCACAAUUGGCAAGACACAUUAUCUUCUGUCAAAGCUGCUGUUUAAUCUGCAUUAUACAUUUGCGUAGAUAUAUAGGACGUUGAAUCUUUUUUUCCUCAUUUUCUUGUAGGCAAUGCUAUCUAUAUCCAUCACAGAUCGAGAUCAGAUAGAAUCAUAUAUCAUCAUCCAUUAAAAGUUCUUUUUCCAGGGUAUGAGUUCUACUCGAUUUUUGUAAAUUAUAGAGCUGAUGUAGUAGAUUCAUUUGUUGUUAUUUCAACAAUUUUAUUUUAACUGGACCUCUUUCAAGGAGAUAUGAAUUAUGCCAUAUCUAACUCAUUAUAAAAGUCUUCCAUUUUACGUGACACAUACUUUAUCCUUGUGUGCACUCUCGGGUGUGAAUGUGUUCAAAUGCUUAGUUAGUUGUCUUCCCUCAAUAGAUCUGUCAGAAUUGUUUUGCUUGCUUGUUGAAGCUUGGGCUCAACUCCAAUUGAUGCCAAUCAUACAUGCUUAGCAUGACUAUUAUCAGUUUGAGCUGAGAUUAGCUUGGACUGUUUACGAAUGUUUGAAAAGAUUACAAGCGAUGCUUCUGUGGCUGUCUUGCUAAACAAACAAACUUGAAACCCAGUUUAAACUCUGCCAGUUGAAGCUGAUGAAAAGCUUGAGCAAGAUUUUAAUUACCUUUGUUUCACCUGAUGAAAAACUCUGCCAUCACUGUCCAUGGUAUAAGAGUGCUCAUGGGACACUAGACAAGAAUCUGUGUGGGAUCCUCCUGCAGGGAUCAUCAAAAUCAAUUGGGCUGCUGCACUGAAUGAGACUAAAGAUAGUAUUGGUAUUGGAUUGGUGGCUCGUGACCAUGAGGGUAGCAUCUUGGCCACUAAGAAGCUGUCUAAAACUGGCUUCAUGGAGCCACUCUUGGCAGAAGCAAUAGGGGGUUUCCAAGCUGCUGUAUUGGCUAACGAAUUGGGAUUGAACUCUGCUAUUCUGGAAGGGGAUGCUCUGCAGAUUGUUAAUGGGAUCAAUCAUCAGCUUGAAAGGUGGGAUAGUGUGGGAAUGAUCUUGACAGAUACUAGAAUGUUACUAUCUAGGUUUGAGUCAUUGGCAAGUGGUGUUUGUAAGGACAAGUGGCAAUGAUUUUGCUCACUGUCUCUAGCUAAAGCUAGCUGAGGAUUCGGUUGUACUCGUUGUUAGACCAGGUUGUAAUCUUGUAUGCUCUUCGAUUUGAGAUUAAUAAAGUCUUAUGAUUCAUUU